AGCAACAACGUCAGCAGUAGCAGAAACGUCAGCAGCACAGCAGUUCCUUAUUUGAGCAAUGGGUGUUAAGCUGUUAAACAUUGCCUCAAUGGCAUGCCAUCCAUGACUUGGCUGGAUGAUUGGAGAGCAGACAGGAGACUGGCGGAAGGCGAGCAGACAGGCUCACCACUGCCUUGCCGCAGAAGCGUGUGACCCCCACUUAGUAGGCCACUCUAUUUUCCAUGGUAAUGCAGUCACUUUUUGGGGGUUCAACGCGUUAGACAGCCAGCCAGCUAACGGCUGCUGACGAAAAAUCCGUCGGUUGUUUUCGUUUUUUCUUUGUUGAAAUGUAACAGAGAAGAAUAGUUAAAAGAAAGGCGAAAAAUAAAAGAAAAAUAAAACCAGAGCUAAUAAAACACAACAAAAAUUAAUACUAAAUUUAAUUCACUGAAAGAUUUUUUAAAUGGUAAUGGCUUUGAGAAUUUUGAAAAGUGCUAUUCGACAAACAACAGCAACAACUCCAAGGCAACAUGUCGCACCUAUUGAAACGUACGAAAAAGUCCUGCAUAAAGCUUAUUCGCAAAAUUUCAAACAAACAGAUUUUCCUUAAACGUUUGGAAGAGGAGGACAUAUCGACCGAUGUGGACAUAUCUGUGGAGGCUAAGGAGAGGGACAUCAAUCAAAAUGAGAACAUAUGCAUGCAACCGCAACAACAAAAACUUUCCACUUGCUAUAAGAAACACAAAGAUAAAUCUCACUCUCCGCUCUCCUCCACAGAGGAUAUAACAAAAGAGAGAACCAAACGAAAAUUACCCAUUCAUUUGGAAGAUCUAAGUUCGGAUAAACCUGUCCUCCAAAGUUUAACCUCAAAAUUAUUUCUCACAGCAGAUGGUUAUGAAUUUCAGCGUCUUCAACAGUUACGCAGCGAUACAGCUUCCGAAAUAAUCCCCUAUGAUCCGGAAUUUGCAAAGUGUUCGGCAAGGGAGUGCUCACGUGAGAGGCCCACUUCGUUAUUUAGUGAAGAAGAGGAUUUCGACGACGUUGAAAAGAAAAUCGAAGUUGUUUUCGAGAAGGUCAAGUACAAAGAAGAUGUCCGCUAUCUACGCCAUACCCCGUCCACUUGUAGCCUAGACAAUUACAUAAUUCGCGACGAAGACGACAAUGAGGAAUUGACCCAGCCAACUGAUGAGGAGCAUAUUCUAAAUACCACCAAUCUAAUGCAAAAUCAAAAUAACAACAACAAUACCAUUUGUCGGACUCGAAAUAGUUUCAACGGCAUUGACAACCAAAUGUUUACUUCCUCAAUGCCGGGCGAAUGCCUUGCAGAUGCCAAGCGAGAGGAUGAUACCACCACCAGAGGCCUUCAGAAUCCAGCCAUCAACAGAUAUGCUUGCGAGUUCCAAGAAUCCUCUGAUAAUUGUGAUGGCAUUCAGCUAGAGCUGCAGCAUUCGCCCCAACAACCUCCGCCGCAACAGCAUCACUAUUAUCACACCUCCUCCCAACCAUCUAAUCAAAAUUUGCUUCCACUCAACGUUAGUCUAGGUUGUAUUACCGAUGGUAAUUAUCAUCAGUUGUUCAUUGGCGAGCAGCGGGAUGCCUUCUACAAGCUGACACCUGUCGUCAAGUGGGAUAUCAACGGCAAUUCUUUGGAGGAUGAUGAUUUUCCCGUGUUCGAUGCCAAUCACCACCUAAAUAAUUCUCCAGCUAAAUCAAGUUUACGUUCCAGUUCCACAACAUUGGAGACAUGGUUGGAAGUGGAAUAAGAAUCUCCAAACUCCAAAAUAUACAUUAUUCUAUACAUAUAUAUACAUUUAUGAAAAAAGUGCCCUUAAUUGUUAUCAUGCCUACUAACAUACAUACAUACCUACACAUACAAACAUAUGUAACUCAAAAAUUACAUAUAUAAUGCACAAGACUCCUACCAAGCUCCGCCCAGAUUGAAAUAAAUUAUUCAUGCAAUCUUAAUUAUAUUAUUCAAAAGGAAA
This is a messenger RNA of Musca domestica (house fly), 1964 nucleotides long. RefSeq lists its product as uncharacterized. Lineage: Eukaryota; Metazoa; Arthropoda; Insecta; Diptera; Muscidae. The coding region runs from base 510 to 1742 and encodes 410 amino acids. The record is from RefSeq and is a predicted model, not a curated record. The transcript has 2 exons.